GCGAGCAGCCGAACGAACCCACGCCGCGAGCCAGUCAGCGUAGCGACGGCCGGACGUGCAGGUGUGUUCCUCGCGCUUUUCCCCGGCCACAAGCUUGCCCAGACGCGGACGAGACGCUGUGGCUAGUUUCCAGCAACGCGUUCGUUUCCAGACUGUGCCGCGCUGCGGAUUUUACUUUUACGCUGCCAAUCAGCUGGUGUUGAAGGUGUGUGAUCACGUGUUUGCCUAUCCCAUUUGGCCACGACGCAAAAGGAAGCGCGGUGUUGGCCACCGACUACACGUCCGUGCCGGUGCGUUAGCAGUGCGUGAAUUAGAGAAGUGUGCCAGAGGCGAUUUGCAUCACACGUUUGCUCGACCAGCAGUGCCUUCUCGAAGAACCGAACUCGAGGUCCUCUGAAGACAGGCCACUGGUACGAGCUCAAUCAACGUCCACACGGAGAAGUGUCCAUAUUAGUCAUGGCAGCCAGAGGUCUACGAAGCAGCUCGAACAUUAUUUUGGCCAUCGUUGUUCUCCUGGCCUUGUCUACGGUGCACCGUGGGGAGGCCAGGACUGCUCACGUGGCAUCCCACGUGGUGCACGAGCCGUUACUGGCUGCACGCCAGGCGGGUGCACCGUCAUUGGCUGCUGCGGACUUGCUAGCGCCAACCACGACUGAGCUGACUGAGGAGUACGACGAUGACGACGACGGUGGCACUGCCGUCGCAGCCGGAGUGAAUGCACGUCCAGGCAGCAUUGGCGGAGCCGCUGAGGAUGCCAACGAGGAUGCAGAUGAGUCUCCUGUGGAAGAGGAAGAAGCUUCGUCGACUACAACAACUGCGUCGUCGACACACGAGCCUUCUGCCGCUCCAACAAGACCCAGUCUAUCCAAUGCCUACCCACCCGUUCGGGUCUCGACGCCCAAGGUUGAAACCGCACCACUGGCAUCUACUAGUCCGAGCACUACCCGCUCCACGACCACUACUACGCCCACUACCUCAACCACGACGACAACGACAAGGCGUCCCAUGACUACACCGACGACAACAACGACCACAAGGCGCGCGACCACAGUAGCAGCGGUGGUACCUUCUGCCCCGGCACCGGCCCGACCAAGGCGGCCUCCGACAACGUAUUCGGUGCCCACGGAGUCCCGGUCCGACGACUCUGCGUGCCCACGUCGCGAAGACAUCCACCCGUGCCAGUGCAUUGAACUGCCCAGCAAGAUUCCCGGAGACGUCGAGACAGUCGCCACGUGCAAGAAUAUCCGUAACCACCAGGUACUCAGCGAUGCCCUCAAGGGUUUCCAACACCACCGGAUCAACUUCUUCGUGCUCGACAGCUGCAAAUUGCCCCCCUUCCCCAACGGCCUCUUUCACAAUGUCGACGUCGAGUGGAUGGAGGUCCUCAACUCGACUGUGCAGUUCCAGAAGAACUUCUUCACCUGCUCCAAGGACUGCCUGUGAACUGUGUGCUGGUCGUCUAUUUCCGUGUGGUGCCGAGUCACAAACAGUUAGCACCAGUGAACAAAAACGCUGUUUUGUUCAGAAACAUUGAGCCCGUGCCUCGCAAAAGCCCUAAGAACAACUGCCCGGGAAGUACAAGGCUCCAAAACCACAGGAAAAUGAAUGGACGUGUCGUGGUUUUAGGUGCGAAGAGUAGUAAGUAGGUCACAUAUGUGCUUUCUGAUGGAAACGUUUAUUUUUUAUUAAGGGCCAAUUCAUCUUAUCCAAUCAUCUUUUGCACAAUGAGCUAUCCAGAAAGAGUGGUUUUCUUUUUUUCCUCCAUAGGCCGUUCAGUAGGUAUGUGGGCAACUACAUUUCUCAUUUUAUUUCUCAAAAAAAUAAAUACUAAAAUGGGCCUUUCCUGACAAAUACAGCUUUCACUACAAAUUUCUGGGGUGGUUAGCUCUUAGUGUAAAUGUUCUCAAUCUAUGGUAACACAAUGGGCAGAGUGUACGUAGCGUUAAUUCAAAUGCUCGUGAUGCGAAUUUGGCAUACCUACAAAGCCUUAUAGUUUUAGCUUACCGAUAACAAACUUUGUUUAGAGUGCAGUGCAUGUCAAUAAAUAUAAUGUGUCACCAUUUAAACACAUCAACUAUCAGCAUAAUGGCCAAAGGGAAAAUAAGACUUGCAAUGACUUGUCUUGUUAUGAUCACCCACAUACUACAUCGGCUAUCUACUUCAAGCUGUCACAUAUGAGCCACAUGUAAUUGCCGUAAAUUCAGUGCGGCUACUGGGGCAGCUUUUGAUGCAUUGGCAUGUAAGCAAUCAUCUUGAGUAUGAUGAACUACUAACAAUGUCAUUGUAACUUUUUCAUACAUGUUUUUGUUCUCACAACUUGCCAUUUUUCACAAUAAUGUAGGCUAUAAUCUUUGUUAAAGACAAACAAGUAAAACUCGCUGAAAGUGUACAGCAACUAGGAAAAAAUUCUUUUUAACUGUGCAGCACAUUUUUCUCAUAGGUGUAAAAAGUUGUUUUGUUUGCUCAAUAAGUACUUAAAAGCUUCAGGUAAACUGUGAAGCGAAUUUUCACAAAAUGCACAUACACAAAUUGAGUGCUGUAAAUAUUUUGGUCUAUGUCCUUUUCAUCAUCACAGUAAAAUUAAUUAAACUACACAUAAUUCCAUGUACACUUAAGCUCUGUGUUGCAAGUUCUUGCCAAGUGACCUGAAUGUCUUUUUAGAAAUUGUUUCAUGAGCCAACUUGAAACGUGGAUAAUGCUCAACACCACUUUUAUCUGUAAACAAAUAUUUUGCAGAGCAGAGGAAUGAAACGAUGGAAGAUCCCUUCUCAUGUGCCAUCACUCACCACGUGACACAUGUUGUACCAAUGAUCUGCCACUUCCUACACGUUCUGUUUGUACAUGUGCCUUUUUGAGCUCAAUUGAGUGGCAUUACAACACUGUGCUCAAGAUAUUGAUUAAAGGUUUUUCUCCUUGUUAAGAAACGCUUC
Messenger RNA from Rhipicephalus microplus (southern cattle tick), 2930 nucleotides. RefSeq lists its product as uncharacterized. NCBI's taxonomy places the organism in Eukaryota, Metazoa, Arthropoda, Arachnida, Ixodida, Ixodidae. The record is from RefSeq and is a predicted model, not a curated record.